AUGAGGAUCGCAGACCGUUACUACGUGGAGAGAAGAGCGCCGCGGACAUCACUAAGUGACGUCGAUGCGGACAGUCCGGGACGUGGACAAAUGCGUCGCGCGAGUCCCCGUGACGCGUACAUUGAGCUUUCAUUUGGGCAAUUCUCGACUAAAUCCCGGCCAAUCGGGCGCCCCGGCCGCCUAACUGCCGCCCAUUUAGCUGAA
This is a messenger RNA of Iphiclides podalirius (scarce swallowtail), 204 nucleotides long. Lineage: Eukaryota; Metazoa; Arthropoda; Insecta; Lepidoptera; Papilionidae. The record is from the annotation of a GenBank genome assembly.